AUGGGGAGAGCAGAUGCAGGAUUAUACCCGGCGUAUAAAAGUUCAUCGAUUAUCCGUUUUCCCGAUGCUAAGGUGAGGCAGAUGUUCGACGAAAGACGGCAAACGACCGUGAAGGGCAUAGACAGGAGCUACCCACUGGAGCCGCUGGAGAACAAACCGCGGAAGCAGUCGAACGGAAACGGCGUGCAGAAGAACGGAAAUUUGACGGUGAACCGACAGUCCGUGACUGUGAAGCGGGUAGCCCGGGCUGACGUGAACAGCAAUUUGAACGGUGGCAAACCGGUCGUCUCGUAUCACGAGGAAAUCACUCGAGAAUCGUUCGGGCCCUCUGCGCGCCAGCAAGAGGACGACGAGUUCGGGAACGAGAACCACGUCGCGCGAUAUGCGAAUGGGAACCAUCCAGACGAGACACACAUCGAAGAAGUGUUGGACGACGACAUGAUAGAAAGGAACCGCAUGAUGGCGAAGCUUCAUCUGAUGGAGUACGACGAGACGUUGAAGCACCGUGUUAAAAACGACCUGGAGAGCGAGGAAUUCCCGGAGGACUUCAUGGUGGAUGUUCCUGACAAGCUUCCAAAACAAAGUGUUACCAAGAAGUUAUCUCAAGCGGAGGCCAGGCUGGAACGCUUUAAAAACGCGAACGCGAAGCGUGGUAACAGCGUUACGAAGAACACAACUAUCGCCUCGAAGAAACGAUCCGACCCGAUAUUUCCGGCAAAGUCUAGUUGCAGCCAGGACAGAGUGGCCAAGACCAGGACCCGUGAGGUUUCCGACAGAGGAUCGAGGAAAGGAGACAAAAGUCCAGGAAGUAGCAGACCAAGAGCAGGGACUGUUGCCUCUGAGACUGUGCAAGCGAUAUCGGACUCUGAGAGGAGCGCGAGUCGAACGGACGGUUCUCCACGGUUCUUCUGCAAGGAGUCGGAGAAGUCUGCCACGACUUAUGCUACCGAUUCCAAAACUCGGACGAAAUUAUCGAACGAGUUAAGAGGAAGAACACGACGCAGUGAAAGUCCGAAGCUUUCUCGCGGAGAGUCUGAAAAGUCUAUACAUGCAGUUGAUCCGAAGACUGCGGGAAAAUUUUCGCCUGACUCGGUUAGAGAUGAGACAGGAAGAAGUAACAGAUUCUUUUGCAAGGAGUCUGAGAAGUCUGCUACUACGUAUGCAGUUGAUUCCAGGACUGAUAGAAGAUUGUCUUCCGAAGCUUUGACAGAUGUCAAAAGACGAAGCGAUAGUCCAAAAUCGUUUACUGAAGAGUCUGGAAAAUCGACUACCACUCGAAAGAUUGAUUCGAAGACUGCAAAGACAUCGACUCGAGAAAUUUCGAAUGAUAGGAAGGACGUUAGACGACGAAGUAAGAGUCCGAAAUUUUUCAGCGAGAGGCCUGAAGAAUCAGGUACUAUAUACGCGACUGAUUCGAAGACUCCACAGAGAUUAACCCGUCAGAAUUCCAAGGAUAUAACAGAUUUUAAACGUAGAAGCGAGAGUCCAAAAUUCUUCUGCAAGGAAUCUGAGAAAUCAGCUACCACGUAUGCGAUUGAUUCCAAGAUCGAAUCAGAGUUGGACAAGUCAACUCGAGAAGUUUCGAAGAUUGUGAAAGAUGUCAAACGACGAAGCGAGAGUCCAAAAUACGCGAUCGAUUCGAAGACCCCACAGAGAUUAACCCGUCAGAAUUCGAAACAUAUAACAGAUUUUAAACGUAGAAGCGAGAGUCCAAAAUUCUUCUACAAGGAAUCCGAAAAAUCAGCUACCACGUAUGCGAUUGAUUCGAAGAUCGAAUCAGAGUUGGACAAGUCAACUCGAGAAGUUUCGAAGACUGUGAAAGAUGUCAAACGACGAAGCGAGAGUCCAAAAUACGCGAUCGAUUCGAAGGACAUAACAGAUUUUAAACGUAGAAGCGAGAGUCCAAAAUUCUUCUUCAAGGAAUCUGAGAAAUCAGCUACCACGUAUGCGAUUGAUUCUAAGAUCGAAUCAGAGUUGGACAAGUCAACUCGAGAAGUUUCGAAGAUUGUGAAAGAUGUCAAACGACGAAGCGAGAGUCCAAAAUACGCGAUCGAUUCGAAGACCCCACAGAGAUUAACCCGUCAGAAUUCGAAACAUAUAACAGAUUUUAAACGUAGAAGCGAGAGUCCAAAAUUCUUCUGCAAGGAAUCCGAAAAAUCAGCUACCACGUAUGCGAUUGAUUCAGAAACCGGUGAGAAAUUCUCCCCCGAUUUCUCCAAGGCCCGGAAACCACGUAGUAGUACCCCUAAAUUCCUUUGCGAAGGAUCCGAAAAGUCAGAAAACACUUAUAUAAUAGACUCGAGAAGUCACUCGACGUCGCCUGAUUAUAUGAAGAACACGGCGAGUUCUGUAUUAAAAAUCGAACCCAGAAACAGGAAAAAUAUCAUAGAGCAAACACUAAAGGACUCUGUGAACGAUACAGUGAAUAGACACAUAGAGACUGUCAAAUCUUCCUCUCCUGAGAGUCUAGAAUACGACGUGGGAAGUUACGCGAAACCUGAAACUCAACGGGAAUCCAAGUCUACGAUGAGCAAAUCGACCAAUGUCUUCGAACGUCUGACGAGGGAACGUAGCUCCAGUCCUCGAUUCCUCUGCGAGGGUACGAAGUCAGCCACCACGAUGAGCUUUGACAGCAGAGACACCUCUAAAUCUCCAAGUUUCGUGCAGAAAAGUAUGAAGAAACGCAGUGACAGUUCAAAAAUUCAUUCUACUUCUGGGAAGCACCAAGUUCCCGCCCUGUCUACUGCCAAAUCGAGAUCACCAGAUUUCGCGAAAUCCUUCAGAAAAUCCAACACCAGUCCGCAGUUCUUCCCUUCGUAUUCGGCUGACAGGUCCGCUACCAUCAUGAUGGUGACACCAGAAACGAUCUCGAAAUCGAAAACACAGUCUGUGAAACCCAACAGAAGGGAACAGGGUCCUGUAUCCAGCUUUUCUAACGCGAUUACGGAACCAUGGGAGACAUCGACUGUAGAGAGCAACGACGCAAGUUCGAGACACUUCAUCCGGAGUUCCGUAUCGCGAUUUUUCUCCGAGCAAUGCGAAAAAGCCCUGAGAAACCUCGAUACGGGAAAUCACGUUCGCUCGAAACCUGUCAAGAAGCAUCAUCCGACCCGUAGCUCAUCCCCGCUGUCGCUAAAAGACAUGAGAACGCCGAGUCCAACUGACAGAUCACGAUCUUACCACGAACGAGACACGAAAACUGACAGAUCGAGCAUUGACAGGGGGAGCAGUCGCGAGUCAUCGCCAAGAUCACGCAAAUUGGCAGACAGUAGGGAAGGAACCCCGGAAUUCUUCAGUUACGGAAGCGAGAAAUCAACUAUGACAGUCAAAGAACGGUCAAUCAAUGAGCAGUCUAGCAGCAAAGCCAUCGCGAAGGAACCACUCAAGAAUUCAAGAUCUAUUACUCAAAAAGCAUCACCAAAGUCAAGAAGUCCAACUAAUGGUCUCAAGAUUAGGCUAUCCAAGAGUCCUGACAGCCAGUCCACUGUCAAAAGUGCCAUUACCUCGAACCGUAGAGGCUCUGGCAACGUGCUGCGUUCGACGAAGCUGAUCCGUGACGCCAUGAGGUGUCAGAGUGACAGGAAUCAGGUCGACUGUGCCCCGGAAAGGCAGGCUAAAGGAUCUCUGACUAUCUCUGGCAAGUCUAUGGACACGGAUGGAAUAUCGGACGAGUGGAAACUGGCUGAGCGAUCGAGAGACGAGGUGGAUAGAAAAGUUGACGAAAGAGCUGGGUCGCCUGCUGCUGGCGAACUUGCUGUCACGGAACCGAGUGGGAAAAGUUGCGCGGAGGUGGACACGGGGAUUGAAGAAAUCACGAUGCCCGAUCGAUACAUAAAACAGGAGCAGUCCCGGGGCACUUACUCGAGAUCGAGCAAUAAGACAUCGGCAGGCGGUGAGAAAUCGAGCGUCGAGAAACUGUUCACGUAUUCCGUGCACGGACCAGUCAAGCAGAGAGGAUCGCUGUUCGAGUCGAGCGUUUUCGAGCGAUCGCUGGAGGAUCGGACGGAUGGAGGAGCUUGCGAUUCAGACGAAGAGGAGCGGAUUAGUCCGAGACAUGCAGCUAGAAACUCGUCGAGCAGACUUUGCUCUGGAAAGGAAGCUGUCGUUCGUGGCUCAAAACGUCGAGCAGAGGAUGUAGCGAGGGAAAAGAGUGUAGAAAAUAUCUCGAGAUGCAGAGGAGGAACUGGUUCGAGGAAGAUGAGCUCUAGAGGAACGAUCGUCGGUAAGUCCAGCAAAGAAAGACGCGAUAUUUCCAAGCUUACGCGAAGUACCGUCGAUCAGUCGGCCAUUCGUGCCUCGAAACGAACGAAGGCGAAUAUCGCGGACACCGGAAGCGCUGUCACUGUCAAGAUUUCGAAAACUCGAGACCACUCGACGAGUCCUCUGCCAAGAGCGAGAAAAGCUAGCCUAAAAGGAACCGUCUCGAACGAAACGAAGAAACGCAGACCACCUUCGCCUGCAAACAUUCCGAAAUCGAUGGAACUAGUUCGUCGAGCCAUGACAGGAUCCAACUUGGCAGAGGCUAGAACGCAGCGCAAAAUGGCCACCGAGGUAACCUCCGGUGUGGUUAAACAGGAGCAGAUUGAAAUCACGAGGAGCAGUUCCACGUCGUCGACCAUGAUCGAGAUCAGGGAAUCAGGAUCCGGCGAGGUUUCUAUAAAAGAAGGAACAUCAUCUGGCAGGAAUUACGAAAGAACGGACUCGGUGGAAUCCGCUCUGAGACGCUUCGAUUCCAUCGGAACGGAAGCCGGCUCGGAGUCGGUGCAUGGCAGCCUGGACCGAGGCGAGGAAUCGAUAACGUGGAAAAGACAAACGGAAUCGGGUAAAACCGAGGGCUCCGGGGAUGAUACAAAGACGAUUUCCUUGAAAGCACUCGAUCGACCGGAUGUAAAUCUUUCCCGAGGCCACGGGAGCAAACCAUCGAAGACGCCUUCGAGGAAAGCUGCGACCGCGCCGCGCGCGCCAUCUGCCGAGGGAAGAGUGGUCGGAAAGUUGACACGUUGCGAGAAGAAAUUCGCUAAAGCCAGGGACUCGAUAGAGAUUGCUCGGAUCGUCGUGAGAUCGAAAUCGCCGGCUUGCAGGGGGAUGCUCUUCAAGGACGCUGAUUCCGGCGAGGAGACCGAGACUGAGAGUUGGAGAUCGAGGUGUAGACUCGGUACCACGAUGUCGGAUGAAAAGCAGACUGGAGAACCGGGGAAUAACGCGUCGAGGCGUUUCGAAUCCGGAAUUGAUGACGAGGUGUCUAUCGACGUCAUAGAGAAAGGGAAAAUGGACGACACGUCAACAGGUGCGGAUCGUUGCCUGUCCGUGAAGCAGCUGAGAUCGAUCGAGGAUAUUCGUAAGUCGAUCGUGGGGGAAAGUUGGGAUCGUAAAGCAACGGGCACGUCGAGGAAGUCGGUGAUCGCGCGCAACGCGCGGAGAGGUUCUAGCGCGGCGGAAGUGACGGAAGCGGCGUCGGCACGAUCGGAGCCUCGACGAAUAAAUAUCGAUGAUCGUGCUGGAAAUAGAAAAGAGAUAUCUUUGCCGAGGCGGUCGGGGAACGUUGAUGCGAGGAAGGACGCUUUAGGGAAUACGGCCCGUUCGUCUGUAAAGUGCGCGAUGCGUUUCUCCAGGGUGGCGAAAAGUCCGAGCCCAGAGACGACGAAGGCGACGGAAACGAGCAGCCGUGCGAGAAGGAACGUCCCAGCGUCGCCGUCGAAAAGUCCGGACACGGUGGCUAGGCGUCCGUCCACCGAGUUGAAAGCUCAAGACACAAAAUCGACGAAACGGCCAACGCCUAUGAAAGGCACGGAGCCAAUUGGAAACAGGAAGACGACAACGACGACGACGAUGACGACGACGACGACGACAGCGGCGACGACGAGCACGAGUACGAGAAAAUCGACGGAUGUCGUCGAUGGCGCUAUUCUCGAGAAUGGUCUGCAUUUACGAGACCAAACUGCCGAAACGAAAUACGAUAACGACUCGCCUACGACGAAGAAAAGCGACGCUUUUGUCAUCGACUUCGACGAGCAACCGCCGAAGGAAAACGAUGCGCCACUUCCGCGGAAACCGCUCUAUCGAAAACAAUCCACCGAAAAACAAAUUCCUUCCACGCAAUCUGUUCGACCCCCUUCGUCAGUUUCGUCCACCUCUAGCGCCAGCUCCGUGCAGGGUCAGGUAUCCGGUAGCAGAGGCAAAAUGGCUUCCAGAGCAAAGACGCCAAUUUCCGGUUCUACGCCGUACAAAGGAUCAGCUGGUAGCAAAAGCGGCGGAGGAGCAGCAGCGGUGGAGAGUCUGGUUGCUUGCAAAGUAUGCGGUCGUCGUUUCGCCCAGGACCGUGUGAGUCUGCACGAGCAAAUUUGUGCAAAGACAGGUCAGAAGAAGAGGAAACAAUUCGAUGCGAUGAUAUAUCGUGUAAGAGGUACCGAUAUUGAGCCAUUCUUCAAAAAAGGGCUCGUUAAAAAACAGCUUGAGAAAUCAAAGAAGCCGGAGGUGAAGUCGAACUGGCGGCGCAAACACGAGGAUUUCAUUAACGCCAUACGCUCGGCCAAGCAAGUGCAAGCACACCUGGCCGCAGGAGGCAAGCUCAGCGAUUUGCCACCGCCGCCGGUUAGCGAUAACUGCGAUUACAUUCAGUGUCCCCAUUGCGGAAGAAAAUUCAAUAAGGCCGCCGCCGAGCGUCACAUUCCCAAAUGCGAGCACAUGUUGCACAAUAAGCCGAUACACUCACGAGCGCCGAAACCGAGGCGUUAAUUCUCUGGGGCGAACCAAACGAUUCUUUUCUACGCCCGCAUCGAACAGGGACAAGAUAUGGAUAAAAGUGCCUUUGUUUUACGAAAGGGAGGCUUCGAAUAAAAAUCGAAAAAGCGAGAAAAAUUUGAAAUGUACGAAUGAACGAAAUUUUACUAUAAGAAGAAUAUAUAUAGUCAUGGUGAACUGUUGGAAAAUAAAAUUCCGAUCGAUGGUUUCAAUAGAGCACAGUUUUAGGGAAACAGCUUGUCUCUAUCUUGUUCUCGUAUCGAUAUCGUAUUAUACGAACAUCGCGUUGAUUAUGGAAUUCUGAAAAAGUUGUAUGCAAAUAACUCGCAGGGGACUAUCAUUCGUCCGAAACGUGCAUGAAAUAAAAUUGAUUCUGUAUUAACAUCCUGACUCGAAGUCUAUAAAUUUUCUGCGAGUAUUUGAGACAAAUGUACUUUCGUAUUAUAUUGCAAUAAAACGAAUUUUCACUACACACUGUAUAUAUGUACGUAGCGAAACGAAUUAAAAUAUUUGGUUACCGUUAUUUUGGAAACAUGCGGACAAAGAAAUUACCAGAAAUAAUAAUAUAUUUCUUUCUUUUAUGUUAUACGUUAAAGAGUCAUGAACUAAUUAUCUGUUUAAUAAGAAUUGAGAUCUAUAUAAAUUUAAUGCGAACGACUUAUUAAUCUACAACGCUCCGUUGUCAAAAGUUACACUACA
Messenger RNA from Eufriesea mexicana, 7440 nucleotides. RefSeq names its product serine/arginine repetitive matrix protein 2. The record is from RefSeq and is a predicted model, not a curated record. Lineage: Eukaryota; Metazoa; Arthropoda; Insecta; Hymenoptera; Apidae. Bases 1 to 6735 code for a protein of 2244 amino acids. The transcript has 8 exons.